Messenger RNA from Trichoderma citrinoviride, 1938 nucleotides. RefSeq names its product WD40 repeat-like protein. The coding region runs from base 1 to 1938 and encodes 645 amino acids. The record is from RefSeq and is a predicted model, not a curated record. Gene Ontology annotation, molecular function: protein binding. The transcript has a single exon. Gene Ontology annotation, biological process: maturation of SSU-rRNA from tricistronic rRNA transcript (SSU-rRNA, 5.8S rRNA, LSU-rRNA). NCBI's taxonomy places the organism in Eukaryota, Fungi, Ascomycota, Sordariomycetes, Hypocreales, Hypocreaceae. Gene Ontology annotation, cellular component: nucleus; small-subunit processome; nucleolus.
AUGAAGCUCUCCAACCCGGGGACAGUCCCCGUCUACACAAUCUCGGGCGCAUCCACCGCGCGCCCUCUUCCAGAUUGGCUGGCUCGCCGUCGGAAGCGCAGCCUGAAGAACGAUGUCGAGUACCAGAACCGCGUGGAGCUGCUCCAAGAUUUCGAGUUUGAAGAGGCCAGUCAGUGCAUUCGGAUCAGCGAAGACGGCGAAUGGGUCAUGAGCACGGGCACAUACAAACCCCAGCUCCAUGUGCACAAUCUUCCUCAGCUCUCUCUGUCAUUCGCAAGACACACGACGUCGCUCAACGAGACCUUCGUCCUGCUCUCCACCGACUACUCAAAAUCCCUACAUCUCCAAAACGACCGAAAACUCGAAUUCCACACCCCCAUGGGCUGCCACUACGAAGCGCGCAUUCCUAGAUACGGUCGAGAUCUGGUGUACGACCGGCAUUCCACCGAAGCCCUCGUUCCCGCUGUUGGCAUCGACGCUGACGGCAAAGGAGAGGUCUUUCGCAUGAACCUGGAACUCGGAAGAUUCAUGAAGUCGUACCAGAUUGAGGUCGGAGGAGAUGACGAGCUGGGUGGCGGCCUGCAGGGAGGCAUCAACGUGGGCAGCGUAAACUGCGCCGCCAUCGCCGAAGAUACACACAACCUGCUCGCAUUCGGUACAUCAAUAGGUACGGUGGAGUUUUGGGAUCCCCGGUCAAGAUCCCGAGUUGCGCUGCUUGCCGGCCAUGACGGCGGCGUCACAGCCCUGGAUUUCCACUUCUCCGGUCUGUCGCUGGCGACCGGCAGCUCGACCGGCAUGAUCCAGCUGUAUGACCUCCGUCGUCCAACGCCCUUGCUCAAGAAGGAUCACGGCUAUGGCUUUGCCGUGAAGAAGUUGAUUCACAUGACAACCUCGUCACAGGAGAAGAAGGUUCUGUCGGCUGAUAAGCGCAUCAUCAAGAUCUGGGAUGAGGCAACGGGCGACCCAUGGACAUCAGUUGAGCCCGUAGUCGACAUCAACGACGUGGCUUGGUGCAAGAACACUGGCAUGCUGCUUACGGCAAACGAAGGCAAGCAGCAGCAUGCCUUCUUCGUGCCCCAGCUGGGUCCGGCUCCCAAAUGGUGCUCUUUCUUGGAUAACAUGGUGGAAGAGAUGGCGGAAGAAGUCCGCACGGAGACCUACGACAACUACAAGUUCCUGACCCUGCCAGAGCUGAAGCAGCUCAGCCUGUCGCACUUGAUCGGAAAGACGAAUCUGUUGCGGCCAUAUAUGCAUGGUUACUUUGUGGCAUCCAAGCUGUACGAGCAGGCCAAGCUCAUCACAAACCCUUACGCAUUCGAGGACGAGAGGCAGAAGCGCGUCAAGGAGAGGGUUGAAAAGGAGCGCGCUAGCCGCAUCAGAGGCACAAAGAAGGUCAAGGUCAACCAGAAACUCGUCGACAAGCUUCUCAAGAAGCAGGAGAACAGAGAUGAGGUUGACACCAACGCCGGCCUCCUGGGAGACAAGCGUUUCACCCAGCUGUUCGAAGACGAAGACUUCUUGGUGGAUGAGAACAGCGGUGAAUUCAAGGCUCUCAACCCGAGCACAGCAGUUCAACAGGCUAUGGAGGCCAAGCAUGGAACGACUAAAUUCCAAGGCAAGGAUUCUGAUGAAGAGUCUAGCGACGCGGAUGAGCCUAUCUCUGGGCCCAAGGAUGACGUGGUGAUGAAGGUUUCAUCGACGCAGAACGAGGGUCGACAAGUCAAGGAUUCCGCACUGGGCUCCAGACAACAGAAGUCUGCACGCGCCAGCAAAGCCCAGUUUGGCGAAGUUCGCGGAGAGAGAUCAGUCACUUUUGUGCCAGAGUCCAGGAAGAAGAAGCAGCACCAGCAGGGCGAGGAAGAAGACGCCCUCCCUCCACAGAGGCGCUCCAACAAGGGCAGGAGAAGUGCCAGCUCAAACACAUUUAGAAGGAUGUGA